Volvox carteri f. nagariensis is the source of this 1539-nucleotide messenger RNA. RefSeq lists its product as uncharacterized. The record is from RefSeq and is a predicted model, not a curated record. Gene Ontology annotation, molecular function: ubiquitin binding. Gene Ontology annotation, biological process: ubiquitin recycling; proteasome-mediated ubiquitin-dependent protein catabolic process. Gene Ontology annotation, cellular component: nucleus; cytoplasm. The transcript is spliced from 11 exons. NCBI's taxonomy places the organism in Eukaryota, Viridiplantae, Chlorophyta, Chlorophyceae, Chlamydomonadales, Volvocaceae. The coding region runs from base 1 to 1539 and encodes 512 amino acids.
AUGAAUUAUGUCUGCCAAUUUCAUGGCGGCCGCGAGUGGGACUACGUGUUCGAUGUGGAUGUGGCUGAGGGCAUGGCCCCCCUCAAGUUGGCUCUGAACCGCGGAGACAACCCGUACCUGGUGGCGCAGCGCUUCAUUGGGGAACACGACCUGCCGCCGUACUUCACGGAACAGAUUGUGCAGUUCAUCCUCCAAAACACGGGUGAGGCCCCCAAAGGGGGGCCGGGGGGCCCACCGGCGGGAGCACAGCCCAUGGAUAUCACGGGCGGCUUCUGCGACCCCUUCACGGGGGGGUCAACAGCGGCAGCGGGGGGCCCCACGGCGCUGCCCUCGCGGUCCACUACCGCCGCCGCGGCAGCAACAGCAGCAGCAGCAGCAGCGGCCGCGCCUUCGUCGUCAUCGUUGCCAAUCACGGGCGGGAGUGUGGAUCCGUUUACCGGCAGUGGGGGCGGCAUCAGCAACAAAGGCGCCGGCCUCCCAGCGCACGCCCCCACGCACAUCCCCUGCCACACCGUACUCACCUUUGACAAUGUGCCCUCCUUGGAGGCUCUGGGCCGCAAGAUUCGGGAGUUCAAUGCAGCGUUGUCCUCCUCCUCCUCCUCCUCCUCACUGCAACAAGAACAACGGCUCUCCGAAGCUGAAUUGGCAGCCGGAGCCAAAUACGGCUUCCCCAUCUCUUAUUGCCCCCCGUCGAUCCCGUAUCCCCGCAUUACUGUUACCCCUCCCUUCUACCUCCUCCUUCCCUCCGUCUAUGCAUUUUCUUCUCGUCAAUUGCCGUUGCUGACGUGGCCGCCUGACAAGUUGUUUCCGGCGUUGGAUGUCGCCCGGCUGGUGGCUCUGGACGGGGCGCCCGGCGGCGGGGGGGAGCUGCUGGCGGCGCCGGAGACGGCGGGCGACCUCGCGAUGGCGGAGCCGCCAGCAGGCACCCUGGCAGGGGCCCUUGCCGCCGCAGCCACGUCCUCCCUGGCGGCUAACCACCAGCUCGCCCUCCGUCUCGCCGCCAACGCCGCCGCCUCUCGCGCCGCGUCGCUACGGCAGUGGCUGCUGGGGGCGGCGUCACCCCUCCUGGACCGCUUGGCGCCGCUGCUGACGGCGUCUGCCGCCUCCGCCACCAAGGCUGUACGGCUUAGUGGGGCGGUGUUGUUGGCCAACCUGGCGGCGGCGGUGGGGUCUAAGCAGCUGCCGGCUAGUUCGGCGCAAUCCGGAGACGUACCGCUACAGGUGUUGUCAUGUGGCUUGGAGCUGUUGGCCGCCAGUCCUUCACCACUGGAGGAGUCCGAAGGAGUGUACCGCUGCCUGGUGGCGCUGGGGACAUUGCUCAUGGCGGGUGGGGGGGAGCUUUGCCAGAUUGCCAAGGAUUUGGACAUCAACGACCGCAUCCAUGCAGUCAUGACUGGUGCUCGAGGUGGAGGUGCAACGGAACAGAAGCUGCUACAACUGGCUGUGCGGAGAACGCCUGUGCUUGGCGAGGGAGCAUGGCGCACUGAAGGUGUGACCUGGUUCUCUGGAGAGCGCAUUGGGGAUUUGGGUUUUUGCUAG